Molecule: messenger RNA, 147 nt
Organism: Dibothriocephalus latus
Lineage: Eukaryota; Metazoa; Platyhelminthes; Cestoda; Diphyllobothriidea; Diphyllobothriidae
Source: the annotation of a GenBank genome assembly
GGAGGCAGCAACCAGGACCUGCUGGCUAUUCAGGACGCCAUCAAGCGGGCCAAGACGAUGGACGAAGUGGAACGCCUGCACCAAAUGCUCAGCAGUGGCCAGUUUGCCGGUUUUGCUGCCCACUGGCACAAACAGCAGAAGCGCUGA